Molecule: messenger RNA, 3332 nt
Organism: Fundulus heteroclitus (mummichog)
Lineage: Eukaryota; Metazoa; Chordata; Actinopteri; Cyprinodontiformes; Fundulidae
Gene: ccdc126
Product: coiled-coil domain containing 126
Exons: 3
Coding region: 719-1189 (156 amino acids)
Source: RefSeq, a predicted model, not a curated record
UGCCUACUACCAGCACAGCUGCUCCGUCUCUAACGAGGCUUUCGGCACGUUGUCGGCGGAAGAAUGAUGCCGACAUAAGCAGCGAGGCAAUACACAAACAAACAAAAACAAAAAAAAAAAAACAUAUCAGGACUCGGUGCUUCGUAGCAAAGCCUUAUAUUGUUUCCGUUUUAUUUUUUUCUUAAUUUAACGGAAAUGGUGGCACGCCAAAGACAUUUCUCCAGCGGUAGCGACGACAGCCGCGGGGCGGCGAACAGCAAGCGUCAUCCUUCAGUGUCCGCUGAAGCUCGCCCCCGGUCCCAGCACGUCUGCAGCAGCUUGCCAACGUCCCCUUAGGACCCAAGGUAACGAUGCCUGCGGAGCCUGUGUGCCAUGACUGCGUAGAUGAUUUGGUGUUCGAGAUCUUGCAAGCGAAGAACUCCUCCAAAAGCUCCUGAUUGCUGGUUUUUAUCUGUGUCGUCUUCACACUUCCUGGCUUCUGCUGUCGCUGGGCACUUCCUCACCUCCUCCGUGAGAGGCAGGAUGUUGGUAGCUUUUGCAGAACCUUACUGAAGAAAAGGCACCUCACCUAUUUUUUUUUUUUUUUUUAGUUUUCCUUUUUAUCAUUAUUUUUUUUUUUUUAGACUGCUCCAUACAUAAUCGGGUCUUCGCAUCAAAGACGAGACCUUCGGCCUUUUCAGAAGGCACCCUUACCUCCCCUUCGCCCCCGCCCAGUACCAUGCUGGGCGCACUCUUGCUGCGGAGGAACAUGUCCCAGAAGCUGAGUGUGCUGCUGCUGGUAUUCGGGCUGGCGUGGGGACUGAUGCUGCUGCGCUACACGGUGCAGCAGCCGCGCCAUCAAAGCAGCGCCGAGCUGCGCGAGCAGAUCCUGGAGCUCAGCCGGCGAUACGUGAAGGUGCUGACGGAGGAGAACCAGAACGCACCAGGGGGCCCACAGGGCACCUCCAUGGCAGGAUACGCUGACCUGAAGAGAACCAUAGCGGUGCUGCUGGAUGACAUUCUGACGCGGUUGGUCAAACUGGAGGGGAAAAUCGAACUGGCGGCGAAUUCCUCUUCAACAAACACGUCCCACGCAGCAGCGGGCGUCCCCGCCGGCCUGCGGAAAGCUUUGAAGCAGGAGUCGCCGGGGAGCCACCCUGGGAUGUCGCGUCUUCACCCACACAUCCCUAAAAGACCUCGGCCACAUUAAGACGCGGUUCCUUUGCCGUCGAAGCACCACUCCAUCAUCGCUCGCCGGUGUGUCAGCAUCAAGCGAUUAAGUAGCAAUAUAGAUAUUCACGGACAUCCUGAAUGCCUAAUUCAGUCCAGUCGGAGAAAGAAAUUAAGGACUUGUUGUUUUUUUUCUCCUUCUGAUACAUUCAGAUUGUCCUGGUCAUAUUUUAUACUAGCAUUGCAGAAUUUGUUUUGCCUACUUUUCUUCUUUUUUUUUUUCCUCUUAACCAUGCAACUUUUGAAUUUCAUGACUGUUAAAGUAAAUGCAAAGAAACCAAAACAAAAAGCUGAAUAGUUAAUUAGAUAUCGGGCUAAAAUGCCUCACAGUUACAUCACGAAUAGCUUUCCACUACUGCGUCAAGAAAUACUGAGCUCAACCAUACAUACACUCAAGAAGAGGAGGAAUAGCUGUGUUUUAGUGCUUUUAGGAGGCACGGUUAAUGAAGAUUCUUUUAGCUUGUGAUUAUUAAGGACGAAUAAAGUUUGCUCUUAAGAAACAACCCAAAGAAUAUUUUUUUAGCACUUCACUCAAGGCAAUAUAAAUGUGUGCGCGUUGCUCUGCUGCUGGGGCGUUCAUGUAGGAUGACGGGGACGCUGUCCGUCCGUCCGCCGCUGGAAACGUCUCGUCUUGAGCGCGCGGGCUCGCCAUAUCUGCUGAAAUCGAAAUGAGUCCCGCGUGCCGUUUUGGAGCCGUUUCAAUUCAGACGAUGAACAUUGAAUGUACUGCGCCGUCUGUAGAUCUGUGUUGUUCAGGGUUCAUAUUGCACUGUGACUAGAGACUUUCUAAAUCUACCAGGCUCGUCUGACUCGCGUUUUUAGACAUGUUUAAAGGGGGAGUGGAGUAUUUCUGGAAUGUUUCUGCAGGUCUACCCCUCCUGUAGUCGCUCUCUCUCUCUGUAAUGCUGACGGACUGGUAAAAUACCUCCACCGGUUCAGUCAAGUCGCCGUUUUAGAGGCGAGCAACGCUUCGGCCGAUGCUAUCAGAGAGUUUUGUGUGACGACGAAUGUGAUUAAUAAAGGCUUUGCUUCAUUUUGUUGCUUGAGAAUUAACCAUAUUGAGCUAAAGAGUCUUAAAUUAUUCAGCGGUCCUUUGAGAGAGACGCUGUGAUUGCUUCAUAAUCUUAAAGUGGUGUAUUAGAUUAGCCGGCCACUUUGAGGAGGAUUUCCUAAUAGCUUCGUAGAAAUCGAUCGUCUCCUUUUUUGUUUUUUUAAUCCGUUUUGGACCAGAUCGGCCACAUUGUUCAUGUCUCACAUGACGGUUACUGUUUCUCCUCACUUCAUGGUUUUUAGUUGAUUUGUAUUUAUUUUACAGCACAAAAUGAUUCACCUCUUGAACAACAAACUUAAAAAAAAAAAAAAAAUCAUUUUAUUGUGAUUUUAAGCGACGAGCCAACACAAAGCAUUGCAUAGUUGUGACGUGGAAGGGAAAUGAGUCCUUGAAAUAAAAAAUCCGAGAAGGUAUCAUGCAUUUGCAUCAUCUGACUCCAUAGCUUCCUGAACCACCGCCUGCAUUUACAGACUUGGUCAGAUUGAAUGGACAGAGUCUUUGAAUUUGGCGUUUAAGCGUGCAGCCCAGUUGGAAGGUGAACCUCCACCCCGGCUGCAAAGCUUGCUGCCUCUAACAAGCUCCAACCGUCUUCCCGUCAAUUCUUACCACCUCCCCUGUCUGUCGAACGUAUCCCCGCAGCAUAACGCUGCCGCCACCAUGUUUUACCAUGUGGAUGAGGGGUUCAAUAUCAUAUCGUGACCCGGGAGGCCAAAACAUAAAUUCUUUGGACAUGAUCCUUUUCCUUGCAUUUCAUAAUUUUAGGCUAUUUUGUGUUGGACCGUCGUAUAUAUUGAAUUACUUUUGCAAGGCCGUACGUCUAAAAAUCUGAUUCUCUGAUGUUUUAACAUGAAGAUUUGUCAUUAAGUUUUGCAAAAAGCAGCAGAAUCCAUGUUUUAGGUUCUGAAUGAUUGUUCCGGUACGGUUAUAUUAAAAUGUAACUACACCUUCUUUGUAUUUUAAGCAAUCAAACUUGGAAAAAACGCUGGAAGUUUUAAACUGAAGGGGACUUUCUCCUCAUCCGCACCUCACAAAGAAGCUUUUAAGUAUCAUGAUUAAAAACCUUCAUGGACAA